Messenger RNA from Manihot esculenta (cassava), 857 nucleotides. Its product is annotated as kiwellin. NCBI's taxonomy places the organism in Eukaryota, Viridiplantae, Streptophyta, Magnoliopsida, Malpighiales, Euphorbiaceae. The transcript has a single exon. The coding region runs from base 79 to 759 and encodes 226 amino acids. The record is from RefSeq and is a predicted model, not a curated record.
AAUGAACGUAAAUAAGCCUUUUUGCACUACAUAUACGUUAUGCUAUUCCAUCAACUCUCCAUCCCCAUCUAAGCGAAUAUGGAAAAAACAGUUUGCUUAAUUUCUCUUUCCUUCCUCUUCAACUUCAUCAUCUUCUUUGGUUCGCCAUCAAACGCCAUCUCCUCCUGCAAUGGCCCGUGUCGAACCCUUAAUGACUGCGAGGGCCAGCUCAUUUGCAUUAAUGGCAAGUGCAACGACGACCCAGAUGUUGGCACCAACAUAUGCGGUGGAGGUGGAGGUGGAGGCGGAGGAGGAGGCGGAGGCGGCGGAUGCAAGCCCUCUGGUUCCUUCACAUGCAAUGGCGAAACUAAACCUAUAUAUAAAUGUUCACCACCAGUGACAUCCUCAACAAAAGCUAUUUUAACUUUGAAUGAUUUUAGUGAAGGUGGGGAUGGAGGAGGACCAUCUGCAUGCGAUGGGCGGUACCAUGACAGAUCAGAGAGUGUAGUGGCGCUUUCCACAGGAUGGUUUAAUGGGGGAUCGAGGUGUGGGAAGAAGAUAAAGAUUACUGCUAAUAAUGGGAGGAGCACGACGGCUAAGGUGGUGGAUGAAUGUGACUCUAUGCAUGGAUGUGAUCGUGAGCAUGCAUGGCAGCCCCCGUGUGACAACAAUAUUGUCGACGGCUCCGACCCUGUGUGGGAAGCUUUGGGUUUGAACAAGGAUCUGGGUAGAGUGCCUGUUAGAUGGUCCAUGGCAAAUGAACUUGUCUCUGAUAUAUAAUAAUAAGAUUGAAGACAAGUCUAUUGUAUCUAUUUGACGAGGGAAUAAUGAUAACGUAAAAUAAAGAUUUAGUCUUUUUAAAAUACAAUUUUAUUUAA